This is a messenger RNA of Striga hermonthica, 843 nucleotides long. The record is from the annotation of a GenBank genome assembly. Lineage: Eukaryota; Viridiplantae; Streptophyta; Magnoliopsida; Lamiales; Orobanchaceae.
AUGUUGCUGAGCUUGAACACCGCAGUGUCCGUAGCUCGCACUCACCUACCCUCCGCCGUGUACCUCCGCCGCCACGCCGCCGCUUCUAUCCGCUCCACCCCUUCUCAUCUUUCCCUUUCCCGAUCGCCAUCCUCCACCGCCAUAAGAAUGUCAUCCUCCGAUUCCCAGUCCAACCCCACCGGCAAUCACAUCAUCGAACACAUCGUGCUGUUCAAAGUGAAGCCCGACGCCAAUCCGUCCGCCGUCGACGCCAUGAUCUCCAACCUGAACGGUCUCACCUCCCUGGAACCGGUCCUCCACCUCUCGGCCGGCCCGGUCGCCCGAUGCCGGUCCAAAUCGCUCGCCUUCACCCACAUGCUCCACUCUCGGUACAGAUCCAAAACUGACCUGGCCGCCUACUCGGAUCACCCCACGCACGUGAGCGUCGUGGCUAAUUACGUCAGGCCCGUCGUCGAGGACGUCAUGGCCGUCGAUUGGGUCGCCGACGGAUUCUCCGGCCCGGCGGCUGUUUCUCCCGGCUCGGCCGUCAGGCUGACGGUUCUGAAGCUGCAGGAGAGCGCGGGGGAGAGUGGGAAGGGCGAGGUUCUGAGGGUUGUGAGGGAGGUUAAGGAGAAGUUUCCCUUGAUCGAGCAGCUGACCGCCGGGGAGAACUUCUCUCCUGGCCGGGCCAAGGGCUUCUCGAUUUGUUCGAUUGCGGUUUUCAAGGGGAGUAAGGAGUUGGAGGAGUUGGAUUCAGAGGCAGAGGCUGCGAAUGAGGAGAAGGAUAAGGUCAGGGGGCUUCUCGACGGCGUGUUGGUGGUGGAUUAUGCUGUGGCUACAUCAGUUCAAACUGCCAGUCUUUAG